GCGUCCGUGUCUCGGCUGCUGUUGCCGCCGCACGCCGUUCUGUACCCUCUGGAGGUGGGCGAAAGAGUGAGAGAGCGCGGGGGAGGAGCCGAGCCGGGCGCGUCCCGGGAGCGCCGCCACCGCCCCCAGGAGUCCGCUGGAGCGCGGAGCCCCCUGCAGGGGAGGAGGCGAGCAGCGGGCUGGACGCGGCGGCGGGCGAGCACCAUGCAGUCCUGGCGGGGCCAGCGCCGGCUGCUCCCGGUGCAGUGAGGCAGCGGGAUCCCCUGGCUGCCGCACACCGCCUUCCUCUCGCCCAGGUGCUUCCAGGCGCGCUUGCCCUUCGUCCGGCUCCCGGACCCCGGUGGAACGCACGGCCUGCUCCUGCUCUGCCCCGCUCGGAUCAUGCGGGGGGCCCCGGAGGAGGAGAGGGCGAGUGACCGGCCUGUGGCGACCGCGUUCAGGGUGCGACCCCCUCUCUGAGACGCCCCCACCUGCUGCCAUGUGCCGCGCCUCGGAUACCCAGCCUAUCGUCAAACUUUCCGGGUGCCAGCCCGUCUCGAAGUCGCAUUUCUGAGCUAGUGUCCCAGGGACGGAGCACCCAGGCUGGCUGCCGACUAUCUGCUUCUCUUGGGAUCCGCGAAGCUUCUUUUUUAAAGAGUACUUUCCCUGGAAUCGGAGCCCUAACCGUCCCUCCCCACCCUAUCUGGCGAAGAGCAGAGCGCUGCCUGCGGAGGCAGCGCCUUCCCGAAACAGUUUAUCUUUGGACGGAUUUAAGAGAAAAAGAAACCAACAGGUUGCCAGCCCCGGCGCCACACACAAGUCGGCGGAAAGGCCGGCCCGGUCUUCCCUGGCUGCGUGGGCCAGCGCGGGCUGCGGCAGGCGAGGCGAGCGGAGGGAGGGGGCUAUGGCUCGGCCUGACCCGUCCGCACCGCCUUCGCUGCUGCUGCUGCUCCUGGCGCAGCUGGCGGGCCGGGCGGCGGCUGCCUCCAAGGCCCCAGUGUGCCAGGAAAUCACAGUGCCCAUGUGCCGCGGCAUAGGCUACAACCUGACGCACAUGCCCAACCAGUUCAACCACGACACGCAGGACGAGGCUGGCCUGGAGGUACACCAAUUCUGGCCGCUGGUGGAGAUCCACUGCUCGCCGGACCUGCGCUUCUUCCUGUGCUCCAUGUACACGCCCAUCUGCCUGCCGGACUACCACAAGCCGCUGCCGCCCUGCCGCUCGGUGUGCGAGCGCGCCAAGGCCGGCUGCUCGCCGCUCAUGCGGCAGUACGGCUUUGCCUGGCCGGAGCGCAUGAGCUGCGACCGCCUCCCGGUCCUGGGCCGCGACGCCGAGGUCCUGUGCAUGGAUUACAACCGCAGCGAGGCCACCACGGCGCCCCCCAGGCCCUUCCCGGCCAAACCCACCCUCCCAGGCCCAGCGGGGGCCCCGGCCUCCGGGGGCGAGUGCGCCGCCGGGGGCCCGUCAGUGUGCAAGUGCCGGGAGCCCUUCGUGCCCAUCCUGAAGGAGUCGCACCCGCUCUACAACAAGGUGCGCACGGGCCAGGUGCCCAACUGCGCGGUGCCCUGCUACCAGCCCUCCUUCAGCCCCGACGAGCGCACGUUCGCCACCUUCUGGAUUGGCCUGUGGUCUGUGCUGUGCUUCAUCUCCACCUCCACCACGGUGGCCACCUUCCUUAUAGACAUGGAACGCUUCCGCUACCCUGAGCGUCCCAUCAUCUUCCUGUCUGCCUGCUACUUGUGCGUGUCGCUGGGCUUCCUGGUGCGCCUGGUGGUGGGCCAUGCCAGUGUCGCCUGCAGCCGCGAGCAUAGCCACAUUCACUACGAGACGACAGGCCCUGCGCUGUGCACUGUCGUCUUCCUGCUGGUCUACUUCUUUGGUAUGGCCAGCUCCAUCUGGUGGGUCAUCCUGUCGCUCACCUGGUUCUUGGCAGCUGGCAUGAAGUGGGGCAACGAGGCCAUCGCGGGCUAUGCACAGUACUUCCACCUGGCCGCGUGGCUCAUCCCCAGCGUCAAGUCCAUCACAGCGCUGGCACUGAGCUCCGUGGACGGGGACCCCGUGGCCGGCAUCUGCUACGUGGGCAACCAGAACCUGAACUCGCUCCGCGGCUUCGUGCUGGGCCCGCUGGUGCUCUACCUGCUGGUGGGUACCCUCUUCCUCCUGGCGGGUUUCGUGUCGCUCUUCCGCAUCCGUAGCGUCAUCAAGCAGGGCGGCACCAAGACGGACAAGCUGGAGAAGCUGAUGAUCCGCAUCGGUAUCUUCACGCUGCUCUACACGGUGCCGGCCAGCAUCGUGGUGGCCUGCUACCUGUACGAGCAGCACUAUCGCGAGAGCUGGGAGGCUGCGCUCACCUGCGCGUGCCCAGGCCCAGACGCCGGCCAGCCGCGCGCCAAGCCCGAGUACUGGGUGCUCAUGCUCAAGUACUUCAUGUGCCUCGUGGUGGGCAUCACGUCGGGCGUCUGGAUUUGGUCCGGCAAGACUGUGGAGUCGUGGCGGCGCUUCAGUAGCCGCUGCUGCUGCCGCCCGCGGCGGGGCCACAAGAGCGGCGGCGCCACGGCCGCCGGGGACUAUGAGGCGAGCGCGGCGCUCACGGGCAGGACCGGGCCGUCGGGCCCCCCCACAGCCGCCGCCGCGGCCGCCGCCUACCACAAGCAGGUGUCCCUGUCCCACGUGUAGGAGGCCGAGGCCCAGAGGGGCCGGGAGUUGAGGGAGGGGGGGUGUUUUGUUUGGUAGCUUUGCCAAGUUCACUUCCGUUUACCUUCUUGGUGCUGAUGCCCCCUCCUGGGGCAACUUGGAGAGCGGGGGAAGGGGCCCUUUCAAGGGAGUACCUGUCCCGGGACUUCUCAAAGGGGCUCAGCUCACGUGUAUUCUAUUUUGCGUUUCUUAACUACCUUUUUUUUUUUUAAGGGGAACCCUGUUUUUAAUUUAUAUGUAGUUUUCUUAAUUUUUAACUUUGUUGCAUUUUGGCAACAAAAUUUACCUUUGCUUUGGGGGCUUUACAAUCCUAAGGUUGGCAUUAUAAUGAAGUUCCGCUUGGUUCAGGUUUCUUUGAACUGUGUGGUCUAAAUUGGGAAAAUAUAUUUCCUAUACCUGUGUCUUUAAAAAAAAAUGUGAACAUUGAAAGCUUAGGUUUGCUAUGACUGGGAAGUUGUUGGGUGUGCUUUUUCAGCUUGUUUUCUCUUUUCACUGCUUAAAGUGUCCAAGAUGCUUUAAGGUGAGCUGCUUGUCUCUGUUCAUAGUCCCUAAAUUAGGGGAAACCCCAAUUCAUGCCACGGAGGGGGAGCAUAAUGUGGUUAGGGCCUCCCCAAAGUGACAAGGUUAGUGUUGAACGAUUUUGUGUGCCAUUCUAGCUUUGUUUAUUUAUCGAACUUCGGUUUCUUUUCUCUAGUACUUGUAAUCAUUCUUAUUCUUAACAGCACCCAGCGUUGUCUUGAGUAAGUUAGAGGUGGCAUUAUAGAGGGCCGAUAUAAAUAUUUGGAAAAGUGAAAACCUAAGGGAUGGUGUUUGGUUGAGCUUGAAUUCUAGACUGAUAAAAUGGCAGCUUUGUGCCAGAGAAGGAGUGGGUGGUUCUUAAUAGGCUUCAGUGAUCCCAAUUUUUUAAAAAAGGAACUUGUGUUCUGAUUUUGGUCAAAGUAAACCCCCACUCCCUUCUUCUGGAAGUACUUAGAGAUAGUUGUUAAAGGGACUGCUUUUUAGAUUUAAGGACUAAAAUGGAUAUACCUCCAGUAAUUAAGUAAAUUUCCAACACUUAUCUGCUCCACCCCCAUCCCACCUCCUUUAUCAUGUUAAACAGUCUUUUUGCUUUUCUUAUUCCUCCUCUCCUGGAGAGCUGUGAUUAAGAAACCACACCCACCCUUGAAUGAGGUGCUUGGACUGGGGGGAGGGAGGCUGGCUACCUGUGAACAAACAUUGGCAGCAAUGAGGGGAAAUAAGUGUCCCUGGACUUUGGACUAGUUUAAUAGCCAAUAUUCCCAAAGCAGCAAAACACGGCUUUCUGCAGUCUCUCAAAACCAAUGACACCCAUAAUACACUUAUGUAAGCUUUUAAAAUAUGGGUCAGGGUCCUGCUACUGCGGGAAAAUAGCUGUCUUCUCUCCCCCACAUCAGUUUGUUUCUCCCUCCCUCUCUCUCUUUUUUUUCUAAGAAAGCCUAUCUAUCGAUGAGCACACACUUGCAUGCACCCACAUGCAAAUACACAUGCACUUUGCUAUGAGAGAAUUCUGUUUGCUUUCCUCGAUCUGCUUAACCAUUCUUAUACGAAAGUCUCUAUAUGAACACACACACACACACACACACACGGGUUUCUUUACUAUUAAAGAAUUCUGUUUGCUUUUCUAAUCUGUGUAACUGUUCCUUCAUGAAGAGUGUGAGGCCACGACUUGGGGAAGGAGGUGAUAGUGCAUUGGCCAGCAAAAUACCAGUGACCAGGGUUGAGUGGGGACUACAUUUAGGAAGCUAAAAUGGCAAAAACAAUUAAAUUUUAGAAUGGCUUCCUAGGAAAAUGACGAGUCUAGGCAUUUGUGCUUCAUUUAUACCAAAGUUGGAAAAAUAAGAUUUAAAUCCAGGUCAGUUUUUACUUCAUGGGUAUUAAGAAAAGAAAUGCAUAGCUCCUAUAGUGAAUUGAAACACUUUGCUGCAGGGAGAAGCCUGGUAUUGGAGUUUGGGGAAUCUCAAAAGCGGUUUGUGUUUAUAAAAAUGCACAAGUUAAAAUUUCAGUGGAUUCAACACAACUUAGUACAUAGAGGUACAUAACUUCUUGCUCGUCUUGUUCCUGUCCUUACUCGGAAGCUGCUUCUUAGAACCUUGGAGGAGAUCCCCUGUCUGAGGGCCAGUUCUUCUGUUUUUCAAAUGAGGACCUUUCCUGAUCACCUUGACCUCUUCCCUCAUUUAGUGUGUCUUCCCAGAAAGUACAAAGAUUGUUCUGCUGCCUUCAGUCCUUGUGCUUAAUUUGCCUUGUCCCCCUUACUUCUUUUUCUUUGUGCGGGAUCUAGAAACGAUGCACAGUGUAUCUAAAAGUGUGGCACGAAAUGGAUGAAAGUGGGUUAAUUCUUCAUUUUAAAAAAUUUUUUCAUUGUGACAACAUGCCAAGCCUGAAAGAACAACCAAUUUACUUAAAAAAAAAAAAAAAAGGCUGUUGACAAAGGAUACUAAGCCACGGAGAGGCAAUAUAGGUAAUGCCUUUUGGGGUCUAGCUGCAGAACCAACUUUCUGAGGUGCCCCUCUGUUUUUCAGUCUGUGUUCUCACCCCUGCCCUUCCUCUCCCUUCCCUCACAGGUAAAGCCCACCUUCCUCCCUCAAGUCUUAAUACUGUCAACCACCCCGCCCCUACCCAGUGGAGAGAGGUCAGAGCUACACUAUUCUCCCUUGAUUUGCAUUUUUAUUAUGCAAACAAUCCAUACUCAUGAAAACAAAUAAAAUGGAAGGUUGUGGGGGGGGGAGUCUAGCAACUUCUUCACAGAUAGCUUUGUGAAGUUGGAGAGGAUUUAUGGUUCAGUUUAAUGUCACAUGCACAGCUUCCAGGCUGUCCCUUUCACAGUUCCGUUUUGAGCAUUGUUUCACUUUAUAGAUUGGGGGUGAACACUUAGAAGGUUGUCUAAAGGAACUAAUGUGACUUCUUAGUGAAUCAGUUGGCCAGACUUUAGGAAGCCUCUUUAACUUGUAUUAUUUCCCUCCUCACAUUUUGAUGUUUUCUAAAUUGGCUGAAAAUAAUUUUUCUUGGUGCCUUAUUGGUUUAUCUUUGCAAACCUUUGUCAUCUUUCCACAUGACCGUUCCCAGUGACAGGCCUGUGUGUGUGUGUGUUGUGUGUAAUUGUGCGCAUGUACAAGCUUCAAUAAUGUGCCGACAGCACCGUUUCCAAGUUGGUAUUCAUUAGGCUGUUUCUUCCUGGGCCAGGGCUGCACUAAUCCCGACACUGGCUGCCAGGAGAAAACCUCAUGGAUCCCACCCUGAACCUUAAUAACAGCAUCUGUGACCUGCACUCUCAAGCACAGAAUGGGAACACCAGAGCUAGGAAAUGUAGUUGUAUAUUUUAAUGAACUGCUACCCCUGCUAACGGGGCUUCUUUCACUUUUGUGCUCUGCAGAAAGACCAAGGGGGGCAGGAGGGACAAAGCUCUGAAUAACUGCUUUCUAACACCAAAUGCGGCAAACAGGACAAUGAGCGUCACAAAUCUAGGCAGGUGUGAGGUACAGUGGCUGAGAAUUGUCAGCUCCCUCUCUCUGCAUGCCCUUUCUUGCCUCCAAAGUCCAGUCCAGUGAUCCUGGGAAGAAAAUAUGCCUGGAUUGGGGGAGGGUGAUUCUGAGGGGAAAAAGCUACCGAGACAUUAAAGCGGGGCAAAGGGUGGGCAGGAUGUAAGUAAGUAACGUGACUCAGAACUCUGGAAGGCUUCUAGCAGCUCAAUGACAAUUAUAGGAUUUAUUUCAGCCCGGAUACUGUCUGUGCUACAUCAUUUUGAAACAAUAUUACUUCAUGUGUUACAAACUGUGUGUAUAGUAUGUGUGUGUUGUGGGUGUGUGUAUACAUAAUAUAUAUUAUAUAUAUAUAUGAGAGAUUUAGUGACUUUCGAUACGGGUUUGGUGCAGGUGAAUUUAUUACUGAGCCAAAUGAGGCACAUACCGAGUCAGUAGUUGGGAGUCCAGGGCAUUCAGUACUUUUUCUGACGUUCACAUAUGUGGAGUGCCUAUCAUGCAGCGUCCUCACUGUCGUGUCCAAUCCAGAACUCACAAAUCAGAGCCAGCGAUAUUUUAUUUGUAGACAAUCAACUUGAAUCUAUAAAUUAUUAUUGGCAGAUGAUUAUAAUUUUGAAUCCACGACAUUAACAAAAGGAAACCCAGAGCAUCUUGGUAAGUUGUGUUUCUUGUUUUGUUCCUGGAAGUCCGUAGAACAGUGGUUGUGUUAGUCUCAAGAUACUUAAUUUGCUGACCUUAUUAUUUCAGAAAAGAUUUUGUAUGUAUUAUAUUUGUGGGAAGGUAAAAUAAUGGUUUGAAAUUUUUAUCAAAUAUGGAGAGUAGUUAUUUAUGAAAAACAAAGAAAUGUCUAUUUUUGUUUCUUUGUUCCCGAUUGAUGUAGAUACAUUUUAAAGUGCAUUAAAGCAAUGGGAAAGAAAAUAAAA
Messenger RNA from Ailuropoda melanoleuca (giant panda), 7091 nucleotides. RefSeq names its product frizzled class receptor 5 (gene FZD5). Gene Ontology annotation, cellular component: plasma membrane. Lineage: Eukaryota; Metazoa; Chordata; Mammalia; Carnivora; Ursidae. The record is from RefSeq and is a predicted model, not a curated record. The coding region runs from base 884 to 2656 and encodes 590 amino acids. The transcript has 2 exons. Gene Ontology annotation, biological process: non-canonical Wnt signaling pathway; canonical Wnt signaling pathway. Gene Ontology annotation, molecular function: Wnt receptor activity; Wnt-protein binding.